AUGGCUGAAAUUCAAUCCAGUUGGAUUGACCCUAGAAGCGGCUACUGCCGGAAAACCAAGACUUUCCACAGCCUCCGUCCGCCGGUGCCUAUGCCGCAGCCGUCGCAACCCCUCUCCAUUAUUUCUUACACUCUCUCCCUCCUCCAGUCCUCCACCAAAGCCGACUCUGCCGCUCUCUCCACCACUUCAUUUCUAAUCGACGCUGCCACAGGCCGCCGCCUCACCUACACCGCCUUCCUCCACCAGGUUGACUCACUUUCAUCUUCUAUACGAUCUCUUUAUCCACAUCUUUCGAAAAACGACGUAGCAUUUAUACUCUCACCGCCAAGUCUUCAUGUCCCGGUUUUGUAUUUCUCACUUCUCUCACUUGGAAUCACCGUUUCACCGGCGAAUCCUUUGUCCUCACCGGACGAGUUGACUCACCUGAUUAAACUCAGUAAACCCUCCAUCGCCUUCGCCACAGCCACCGCCGCCCACAAACUCCCCGGACAUCUCCCCGUUAUUCUCCUCGACUCCCCGAAGUUCUUCUCUAUGCUCUCAUCUGUCAAUAAUUCGAAUUGGAAAGAACAAGUCAUUAUCAAACAAUCCGACCCAGCCGCCAUUUUAUACUCCUCCGGCACCACCGGAAAAGUAAAAGCUGUGGUGCUUACUCACCGGAACUUCAUUGCGAUGACUGCAGGUUUGCACUACAACAAAUUGUCAAAUGAAGAACAAGCAAAACAAGAAAUGAAUAUGAAUAUCCAUCCAACAUGCCUGUUCACAUUGCCUUUGUUUCACGUUUAUGGGUUUUUCAUGCUGAUAAGGGCGGCGGCAUUGGGCGAAAGCGUAGUGCUAAUGGAGAAAUUCGACUUUGUGAAAAUGCUGGAGGCGGUGGAGAAGUACCAGGUGACGUCUAUUCCUGUGACACCGCCACUUGUGGUGGCGAUGGUGAAGUCAGGUUUGGUGGCGAAAUAUGACUUAGGCUCUCUUAAGAGCCUCGGCUGCGGUGGAGCCCCGCUAGGGAAGGAGGUUCUGGUGCGGUUCGAAGCCAAAUUCCCCAGUGUAGACAUUGGUCAGGGAUAUGGUUUGACCGAGAGUAGUGGAGCAGCAACGCGAACAUUAGGGCCUGAUGAGGCUAAACGAUAUGGAACUGUCGGGCGCUUGUCUGAGAACUUAGAAGCCAAGAUAGUCGAUCCGGAGAAUGGCAAUGCCUUGCCUCCUGGAAAGCUCGGUGAAUUAUGGUUCCGAGGGCCUAUUAUCAUGAAAGGUUAUGCUGGGGAUGAUGGGGCGACAAAUGCAACAAUCGAUUCAGAAGGUUGGCUAAAGACAGGCGAUCUUUGUUAUUUCGACUCUGAUGGAUUUCUCUUUAUUGUCGAUAGAUUGAAGGAAUUGAUUAAAUACAAGGCUUAUCAGGUUUCUCCGGCCGAGUUGGAACACUUACUUCAAUCCAUUCCUGAGAUAGAAGAUGCAGCUGUAAUUCCAUAUCCCGAUGAAGAAGCUGGGCAGAUUCCCAUGGCCUACAUUGUGAGAAAACCGGGUAGCAAUAUCCCGGGUGCUCAAAUAAUGGAUCUCAUCGCAAAGCAGGUUGCUCCUUAUAAGAAGAUUCGCCGUGUUGCAUUUAUCAACUCUAUUCCAAAAACUCCGGCAGGAAAGGUCUUACGAAAGGAGUUGAUUAACCUCGCCAAUUCUAGCACUUCACCAAAACUAUGA
Molecule: messenger RNA, 1689 nt
Organism: Fraxinus pennsylvanica
Lineage: Eukaryota; Viridiplantae; Streptophyta; Magnoliopsida; Lamiales; Oleaceae
Source: the annotation of a GenBank genome assembly